Biomphalaria glabrata is the source of this 928-nucleotide messenger RNA. RefSeq lists its product as uncharacterized. The transcript is spliced from 6 exons. Lineage: Eukaryota; Metazoa; Mollusca; Gastropoda; Planorbidae. The record is from RefSeq and is a predicted model, not a curated record. Bases 124 to 843 code for a protein of 239 amino acids.
CCUUUGGGUUCGAGGCUAUGUGUUCUAAAUCUUAUUUUGUUUACAAAGAUGGGACUACAAAUGCAUUUCCUGAAAUGGAACUCCCACACCAAAGACACAUAAGACUUAAGAAGUAAAAUUACUAUGGACAUAUACUAUUUCAUAAUUACAAUUUCAGUCCUGGUCUGUUGCACUGUUGACGUGUUCUGUCAGAAUUCCAACCUCGAUCAAUACUGCUUCAAUAAGAUACAACGUGGAAAGAGACCAGUCCUGACCAAAAUGGGAUUUUGGAACUUUAUUCUCAUUUGUAGCAACAUUGAACAGUACAGCAAUUGCCUUGUAGACACCAGAAGAUCGAAGCCAAGUCAGGUCAAAAUUCAAACCUACGAAGUAGAUUUCCCUCCUGAAUACGACGUGAAGAGAGCGGGCUUUCUCUUUUGUUCUUUUCACUUUCUGCAACGUCCUGAAGAUUACAUGCCUGAUGAGAAGCAGUUGAGCAGCUGUGAGAGGUCUAUAUCUUACAGCCAAUGUCUAACCAAGGCUACAACGAAAUACAGCAACAACAUGAAGUUUAGGGACACAACCUUCAACUCCUCUUGUAGAGCUAUGCUGGAGUACUCCAACUGCUUAAAAGAAGCUUACGUGAAAUGUAAUUCCACAUAUGAAUAUUUGUUUGAUUAUUACUACGCCAGAAUUGGAUCUGACUGCCUGAUAUCACAAAAUGUAUUUAACUCUAUAGUGGUCGUAGAAAAAUGUAACGGCAAUGAGUUAAGAAGAGCUAAUUCAGACGUGAGUGUUUUCGAACAGAACUCCUGGCUCUACUUACUUCCCAUGUUGACUUACUGGCUAAAUCAAUGUCAAUGAGUUUACUUUCUUCACGUCUAUAAGUGUAGAUAAUUAAAUGGACCAAACCAAAUCAAAUCUCUGUAAUAAAAAUAAAAACUAUCGG